AAUGGUCCUUAUUAUCCAUUCUUCCAAUCUCUCUCUCUCUCCCUCCUCUCUCUGUAGUUUCAGAUAUUUUCACUCGGAAGAAAAAUGGCGAAUCGCACAUCUGAUCUACUCGGCCGAGUCGACCCGGCUCUCCAACUCGAUGAGAACGCUUUGCUACGCUACGCCUCCGCCAACGUCGAUGGCUUCCCUCUUUCUCCCUCCACUUUCACUAUCUCGCAGUUUGGACAUGGACAAUCGAACCCUACGUAUCUUCUGGAAGCUGGCUCCGGUUCUAGGUCUUCGACCAAGCGAUACGUUCUGAGGAAGAAGCCUCCGGGAAAGUUGCUGGACUCUGCUCAUGCUGUGGAAAGAGAAUUCAAGGUUCUCCAGGCAUUGGGGGCUCACACUCAAGUUCCGGUUCCUAAAGUUUUCUGUUUGUGUACGGAUUCAAGUGUGAUUGGAACUCCUUUUUACAUCAUGGAGUAUUUGGAGGGACGCAUAUUUAUUGACCCCAGACUACCGAGUGUAGCUCCUGAGAGGAGAAGAGAAAUAUAUAGAGCAGUCGCAAAAGUUUUAGCAUCCUUACAUUGUGUGGAUGUUGAUGCCAUUGGUCUAGGAAAAUAUGGUCGUCGUCGGGACAAUUAUUGCAAACGACAGAUAGAAAGGUGGGCCAGACAAUAUAUUGCUUCGACUGGUGAGGGUAAGCCUGAGAGCAAUCCAAAGAUGUUCCAGCUGAUCGACUGGUUACGACAAAAUAUUCCUCCUGAAGAUUCUUCAGUGGCCGCAACAGGCUUAGUUCAUGGAGAUUUUCGCAUCGACAAUCUUGUUUUCCAUCCCGUUGAGGAUCGAGUGAUUGGCAUUCUUGACUGGGAAUUAUCUACUCUUGGAAACCAAAUGUGUGAUGUUGCAUACAGCUCUUUGCAUUAUGUUGUGGACCUUGCAGUUGACGAAGAUCAAAUUUCUAAAGGUAUAGAACUUACUGGGAUUCCACAAGGGAUUCCCUCACUGGCUGAAUAUUUGGCAGAGUACUGCUCUUCAGCUCAAAAACUGUGGCCUGCAGCCGUGUGGAAGUUCUAUGUUGCCUUUUCUAUGUUUCGUGGAGCGUCAAUCUUUGCAGGAAUAUACAGUAGAUGGAUCAUGAAGGGUAAUGCUUCAGCAGGUGAGCGUGCCCGACAUUCAGGGGACAAAGCUAAUGCUCUCAUAGAGUCUGCAUGGGAAUUUAUUAACCGGGAAUAUGUGCUUCCUGAUAAUCCUCCAUCAGGUGCUUUUUCUACACGAGACGAAGCAUUUUCAGGAACAGCGAGGUUUGUUCCGAGUAAAAAAGUUUUGGAAUUAAGAAACAAGUUGAUUAAGUUCAUGGAAAACCACAUAUACCCCAUGGAAAAUGAGUUCUACAAACUUGCUCAAUCUCCUUCACGUUGGACUGUUCAUCCAGAGGAAGAGAGACUAAAGGAGCUAGCAAAGAAAGAAGGGCUUUGGAACUUAUGGAUACCUUUUGAUAGUGCAGAAAGGGCAAGAAAAUUAAUUUUCAAUGGAAGCAAUUAUCCUGCCUCUGAUGAUACGAGCAAUCAGUUACUGGGAGCAGGCCUCUCAAACCUUGAAUAUGGAUACCUCUGUGAGAUCAUGGGCCGUUCUGUUUGGGCACCACAAAUUUUCAAUUGCGGUGCACCUGACACAGGAAACAUGGAGGUAUUAUUGCGCUAUGGGAAUAAAGAACAACUACUUGAAUGGCUAAUUCCUUUGCUUGAGGGGAAAAUCCGAUCAGGAUUUGCAAUGACAGAACCAAAAGUUGCGUCUUCCGAUGCAACCAAUAUUGAGUGUUCUAUUAGAAGACAAGGAGAUUCAUAUGUCAUCAAUGGAACAAAAUGGUGGACAAGUGGUGCUAUGGAUCCAAGAUGCAGAAUUCUUAUAGUUAUGGGAAAGACGGACUUCAAUGCUGCUAAACAUAAGCAACAAUCUAUGAUCUUAGUGGAUAUUCAAACUCCUGGUGUACAUAUAAAGAGACCACUCAUGGUUUUUGGUUUUGAUGAUGCACCUCAUGGACAUGCAGAAGUAACGUUUGAUAAUGUGUGUGUUCCUGCAACAAAUAUUUUGUUGGGAGAAGGGCGAGGAUUUGAAAUUGCACAGGUAUGA
Morus notabilis is the source of this 2112-nucleotide messenger RNA. Its product is annotated as probable acyl-CoA dehydrogenase IBR3. The coding region runs from base 85 to 2112 and encodes 675 amino acids. The transcript is spliced from 14 exons. Lineage: Eukaryota; Viridiplantae; Streptophyta; Magnoliopsida; Rosales; Moraceae. Gene Ontology annotation, molecular function: flavin adenine dinucleotide binding; oxidoreductase activity, acting on the CH-CH group of donors. The record is from RefSeq and is a predicted model, not a curated record.